ACGUCAAUGUUCACCGUGUAUUACGAGGAAGUGGUUGCAAAUCGGUUCGCGCGUGCACAAAUUCAGAGUUUUCAGUUCAGUUUUAGCUUAGUUACUUUCCUAAUAGAUCGCAAAACGUUCCUGGUAGAUUAUUGAAGGUGGUGCAUAACACUAAGUUUGCCCCAAUGUGGGCCAAACACGACAAAAUAACAGUCGAAACGUUUCCUCCCUCGGUCAAAAUUUUCUUCCUACAUCCUCAUCAGUACCGUCAGACAAAAAGUAGUACCAACAAGAAGAAAAGGAAAAGUCGAAACGUCAUCCGUGGAGCAAAUAGCCGGUGCUGUCAGACAUUGCAAAACAAAACAUUCGAACUUUCAGCGAAUUGGUUCCCGUUUCACGGUAUUGUUGUUGAUCGGGUCAAGUUGGUGGCAACAAUUGAAGAGAGCUUCAACCGCGGAAGCGUUGGAAGCGCUCGUGUGCCACGUUAGAUGGAAUUAUGAACCAAGAGCCCUGCUCAAACGCCCUCACGCAGAUCACUUACCUCGUUUCGAACUUGAAUAAGAAGAACUUAGCGUCGAGUAGCCGACAGUUAGCACAGCUUGUGAAAGACUUUGGAUUGGAAGCAGAUCGUCAUCUGCUGCGUUGUUUGUUUUCUGCCAUAGACUUCUCCAGUACCAGCACUGGAGACGCCUCAGUCGGACACUCCCGGAACAGCAACAAUAACAACAGUUCGCCACUGCAGGCCCGUCUCUUGUCGAAGGAACUCAUUGGAUUGCUGGAUAAAUCGCAGCUGGUCGGAAACAUUUGCCAAGCGGUAGACGAUCCGCUACCGCAUCAAAGGACUCUGGUACCAUCAGUCAACUUAGCGACGCAAAUAGCGAGAACACUCAACUGUUCGCCAAUUCAGGAAACUGCCCUUUCGUUAGCUCUACUUCACUCGUCGCACCCGGAAACGGUACUCAGUGCGGAAGCUCUCGGACGUAGUUGUUUGGGUGAGCUGAUUCAGUCCUACAUCGAUUUAGAACCCAGCCAGCCGAAUCAGGAAGGAAGUCUAAACGACUUGUCACCUGAGGUCCUGCAGCACAUUCUGUCGCUUAUCUCUCACGAAAAGCAUCGGGAGCUUGGCUUGUCGGAUACUACUUACGGCAAGUUUGUGCAGCAGCUGUGCCGCGAUUUUCCGCGAGAUCGAGUUCCAUUGAUACUAGCACCGUUGCUUUACCAGGAGGAUUCGGAAAUCUCUGCCGAAUCAGUCAAACUGAACUCGCAGGCCCUGCUGCGUUCGUCUGUGAUGGACACGGCUUGGGGCAGUUUGGUGAUGGAAAUUGGUUACACUUUUACGGCCUCAUUGGAGGACUGUAAAAAUCAUCUACUCAAAGUAGGUGGAAGAGAAAUUUCGGCCCAGGAUGUAGCCAAAAUAAUCUCGUCGAUGUGUUUGACGCAUGCGUCUCUUUCGGAGAGUAGCAUCAACCUUCCGACUCCCAGCAGUUUUUGGCCUCAGGGAAACGAUCCGGGAGGAAAAGGGAAAGAUGGUCAAGGUGGAGGCACCGGAACGGAGAACAGCACCUGGAAACCGGAGAUUUUUGUACAGGCUCUUAAGGAAGUUGUUCCCGGAUUAAAUUGGAAAGAUGUUUGCCUGGCUCUAGAUCAUCCCGAGUUUCUUAUCAAGGAUCGAGCCGGACUUUCGUUGCUGCUGUCGAUUGUGAAAAUGGGAAUCCAAACAAGCGGUUUGGGACAACAUUUUCCCGUAGAAUGUAUCUAUCAGCGGUGGACAAACGUGGAGGGCCAGCUGUCGUUGAUCACCAUGAUUUUAAAGUGUCCUGAUUUGUACUCGUUCGCAGACCACAUUUACACGAGUGUUUCGGUAGAUUUACUCAAAACACCACCAGAAACGGAUAAUAAAGAGGUUGCUUCGUGGAUGUCCCUCCAUCUGGUCGAUGUUCUGUUGUACAUAGCCGACAACGGGUUCCAUAACCCGGUUGUAGACAUAUUCAAAAUACCGAUCCAACUGUGCCCGGAUAUAAUAUUUAUGGCGCUUUUACAGAUAAACCCACCUGUCACUGUUACGCGCCAGGAAUUGUUCACGACAUUGAUUCCGAUUUUCCUGGGAAAUCACCCGAAUUCCGGAACCAUUCUUCACCACGCUUGGAACAACACCAACUUCAAUCCCUCGUUGAGACACAUCAUUCUACACUCAAUGAGUGAGUGGUAUCUACGUGGGGAAAAUGACCAAUCGCGUCUGUCUCGCAUUCUGGAUGUAGCCCAAGAUUUGAAAGCCUUGUCCAAUUUAUUGAACGUUAGACAGUUUAUUUUCAUUAUUGAUUUGGCAUGCUUGGCCUCCCGUCGAGAAUAUCUAAAAUUGGAGAAAUGGCUUGCCGAUAAAAUCCGUGAACACGGGGAACCUUUCGUGAAAACCAUCAUCAAAUUUCUACAGCGACGUUGCCCUCAGAUUAUGGUUGGAAAAUUUGCCGAUGAACAAAUCCCGAAAUCAGCUCAGCUUCCACCGGAGACAUUAAGCACGAUUUUGACUUGCUUGCAGGCAUGUGUUGCCAAUGUUAGCCCAGAUGUGGCGGAGAUUAUUAUGGGAAUGGCUCAGUAUAAUCUGCUGUUGACCAGCAAGACACGCGCACAACAAGCACCCCAACAACAGCAACCGCCUCCACCGGGUGUUUUGAGACCGCAUCGUGGGUUAGAGGCCCCGUUCAAUGCAUCGGCUUUGGGAGGACAGAUUUUUCCAGGCCCUUCGGUAGAAUCGCUUUCGGGACUAGCGGGCAAUAUGGCGGGUUUGAAUUUGGGUGCCCCCGGAAAUAGUGCUUUCAGUUUCGGAAGUGCUCUUGGAAAUCUCGUGUCAACUCCGGCAUCUCCUUCUAGACUUCUGGCUGGUCCAUCGAACAGUCCGUUUCCGCUUAUGUCAAUGCCCCCGGCGGCACCCGUGGGAAACAUUGGUCGUCUACCGCAAACUCCCACCGGAGACAAGCUGACUUUGCCGAAUGCAGGACAAACAUCCUUUCCGGAGAUUGGUUGCCAGCAGGUUUCCAAAGAGGUGGAAGAUGAGGCAAACAGCUACUUCCAGCGGAUAUACAAUCACCCACCGCACAAUAAUUUGUCCAUCGAUGAAGUGCUAGAUAUGUUACAGCGAUUUAAGGAUUCACCAAUCCGUCGCGAAUGCGAUGUCUAUCAGUGCAUGCUACGCAACCUGUUCGAAGAGUACAAGUUUUUCCCUCAGUACCCGGAUAAGGAGCUGCAGAUUACUGCCCAGCUGUUCGGAGGAAUGGUCGAAAGAAACCUGGUCACCACGUAUGUUGCUCUAGGUCUGGCACUUCGCUGUGUGCUUGAUGCUCUCAAGAAACAGGAAGGAUCCAAAAUGUACUAUUUUGGCAUUACCGCAUUGGAUCGUUUCAAGAACAAACUUCAUCUGUAUCCAAAAUACUGCGAAUACGUUCAUUCAAUUCCACACUUCGAUCAGUUUCCACCACAUUUGAUCGAGUACAUCGAAUAUGGAGCCCAAGGGCAGGAACCACCGAACAAAACUCUUGGACCAGGACCACUACCGGCAUCUAUCACACAGCUUUUGCCCGGUCCAUCUGUCAUACCCGGCGGAAACCCGCUCUAUCGCAGUAAUUCCGUAACGGGAACUAGCAAUCUGACGGCAGCUGCCCCUCCGGCACCGGCUAAAGUUAAUCUAGGGGCACCGCUGACGAACUCUUCACAACCACCGCGUGUCAAAUCCAUUGCCAAUGCCACCAACAUCGAUACGCUGCUGGUAGCCACUCAGGAUGGCGAAGAAAAGAUCAUCACCCCACCGGACACGAUGCAGGAUAAAACUGCCUUCAUCUUCAAUAAUCUCAGUCAGAUUAACCUUCAGCAAAAGUGCGAAGAAAUUAAGGAUAUCAUUCAAAAAGAUUACCACGCUUGGUUGGCGCAGUACUUGGUGCUGAAGAGAGCUUCCAUCGAAGUCAAUUUUCAUGUAUUGUAUUCGAACUUCCUGGAUGCUCUUAAAAUAUCCGAUAUUAACAAGCUAGUGACGAAAGAAACGUUCCGUAACAUUAAAGUACUGCUACGAUCCGAUAAGGGAAUUGCUAACUUUUCCGACCGGAGCUUGCUGAAGAACCUGGGUCACUGGCUUGGAAUGAUGACUCUGGGUAGGAACAAACCGAUUCUGCAAUUGGACAUCGAUAUGAAAUCGCUACUGGUGGAAGCCUACAACAAAGGACAACAGGAGUUACUGUAUGUGGUACCAUUCGUGGCAAAGGUGCUUGAAUCGUGCGCUAAAAGUAAGGUUUUCAAACCACCAAACCCAUGGACGAUGGCCAUUAUGAAUGUGCUGGCCGAGUUACACCAAGAGCCGGACCUUAAGCUGAAUCUCAAAUUUGAGAUAGAAGUUCUGUGCAAGAAUCUAAACAUUGAUGUUUCCGAUUUGAAACCGGCGGUGUAUUUGAAAGAUCCUGAACGCGCUCAAAACAUAGAAUAUCAACUCUCCCAGCCGAAAUUAGCUAAGGAAAUGCAACCGAUGGCUGUGAUGCAGCAGGUUACAGAGGAAAUGGUUUCCGCCGGACCAUCGGGAUCACCGGCCAUUCCUGCUAUGGAUCCAUCGCUGGCCGUCACUGGUCCCCCGGAGCCACGCUUCCAUUACUCAGAUAUCAACAUUGCCAGUUUCGCCUGUAUCAACCAACACGUCACCUACUCACCAAACAUCGCCCUUCUGCACACUCACCCUCAUCUGAAACAAAUUGUGAAAACUGCCUUGGAACGAACCAUCACUGAUUGGAUCACUCCGGUUGUGGAGCGAAGUGUCAAAAUCGCUUCCAAAACAUGCGAGCAGAUCAUCAAAAAAGAUUUUGCUCUCGAUUCCGAUGAGCAGCGGAUGCGUACGGCAUCCCACAAUUUGGCCCGCAACCUGGCAGCCGGUAUGGCUAUGAUCACCUGCCGCGAUCAGUUGAUGCAAAACAUUCAGACCAAUAUUAAAACUGCCUUCAUGACAACGCUCAGUCCGGCACAGAAGGAUGUGGCGGAAAUUGCGGCCAAUCAGUUAGCCGCCGACAAUAUGGAGCUGGUAUCGGCAUUUAUACAGAAAACAGCCAUCGAAAAAGUGGUUCCGGAAAUGGAUAAACUGCUGGCGACGGAAUAUGAUAUGCGCAAAAUCGCUCGCCAGGAAGGUCGCCGCUACUGUGAUGCCAGUGUGCUGACAUAUCAGGCUGAGCGGAUGCCGGAACGGAUUCGGUUGAGCGUGGGAGGAGUUUCGCUGAGUCAGUUGGCGGUGUAUGAAGAGUUCGCUAGAAAUAUUCCCGGUUUCCAACCGAUUACCGAUCGCGAUAAUGCGUUGUUUGCACCGAAAUUAGUGGACCCGAUACCACAACAACAGGUGCCACAAUUUGCAAUUUCUGCAGCCGCUCUGGCAGCUGUCACACCAGAUGAGAUUGGAGCGCUGUAUGAUGAAUUGGGUAGCAAAAUGGAUGCGUUCAUCAACAGUGCAGUGAAUGUACCACAGUUACAGGUUCACGUCAACAAUAUGCACUCGCUGCUGGAGUGCCUGAUGCAUGCUCGUCGUUCCCGGGAAAAUCUAACCGCUUGCAAUCUGUUGAACAAAGCCGUUGAAGGUAUAAUGGAAGGUUUGAUGAACAUCCCCGAUCACAUCGAACAGAUCAAGUUGUACAGAGACAUCCAUCUGCGGGUCAUGCGUCUACUGCAAGAUCCCCGGGCCUUCGGACCAGUUUGGACCAAUAAGGCUAUAACACGGUAUAUGCUGGAUUGUCGCGAGGAGAUUCGUUACAAUGUGGAAGCUGUUGAUCUGUUGAUUUCAUCAAACUUUGUCAACAUGCCCCAGUACGACAUGACACUGAUGCAGCUGAUGGACAACGGAAGCAACUACGUAGCCGUUGUGUUUGCAAUGCAACUGGUUCAAACAUACUUCAUCGAUGAACGUCCGAAUUCGGUAAUCACGGAGAACGAUCUUUUGAACACCAUUGAUUUGCUGGCUCGGCUGGCUGUGCAUUCAAGAGCUCCCGAAGGUUUGGCUCAUCUUAUUGAAAUGUUACGUUCGAAUCAUGAUCCCAAUACGUUACUGGUGGAUCGUACACUCGCUGGACCGACGUCGUACAUCCACUCGGGCAUUAUUCAGGCCAGGGCUACCGAUAUCGAAGAUCCUCCGGGCUUUGCUGAACGAGCUGAGUAUUUGCUGAAAGAUUGGAUUACAAUCUAUCACACCCAGGCGGCCGGACGAGAUCCAAUCAAAGCUUUCAGUAUAUUCGUGAACAAAAUGAACGUGUACGGAAUAUUGAAGGGAGACGAACCGCUGACCAGAUUUUUCCGUCAUGCUACACAAUGUUGUAUAGAUUUGACCUACCGGAACAUGAAUGAUCCCAGCUCGAAAACCAAAAUUUUCCAAUGGAUUGACGCCUAUGUGCGCUUGAUUGCACUGUUGGUGAAACACUCCGGUGAAAGUGGCAACUCAAGCACAAAGCUCAAUCUGCUGAACAAGGUGCUGGGAAUUGUCGUUGGAAUCCUGCUGCAAGAUCAGGAAGUGCACGGCACCGCCUUCCAGCAAUUGGGCUACCAUCGGAUUUUCAUAAUGCUGUUCCUCGAACUGAGUGCGCAUGAUCCGGUACUGGAAAACAUCAGUCUCAGCGUGAUUACAGCAUUCUGCCACACGUUCCACAUUCUGAGACCAUCGCUAGCUCCAGGAUUCUGCUAUUCCUGGUUGGAACUGAUUUCGCAUCGUGUCUUCAUUGGGCGCAUUCUGGCUUCGAUUCCACAGCAGAAGGGAUGGUCCAUGUAUUCGCAGUUGCUAAUCGAUCUGUUCAAGUAUCUUGCUCCGUUCCUUCGCAAUGCGGAACUCGCCAAACCCGUUCAACAUCUCUACAAAGGAACACUGAGAGUGCUGCUGGUGCUUUUGCAUGAUUUCCCAGAAUUUCUGUGUGAUUAUCAUUUCGGUUUUUGCGAUGUGAUUCCUCCGAACUGCAUCCAAAUGAGAAACCUGAUUCUAUCUGCAUAUCCUAGGAACAUGCGGCUACCGGAUCCGUUUACGCCAAAUCUGAAGGUUGACAUGUUGACCGAUAUCGGUGGUGCUCCACGGAUUUUCACGAAUUAUGCCGCUGCAAUCACUCCGAACAGUUUCAAAAAAGAUCUGGACUCGUAUUUGAAAGCCCGUUCGCCGGUGACAUUCCUCUCAGAGCUGCGUAGUAAUUUACAAAUUUCCAACGAACCCGGAUCCAGGUACAACAUCCCUCUCAUGAAUGCCCUUGUUCUGUACGUAGGAACACAAGCAAUCGCUCACAUUCGCAGUUCGAAGAACCUAGGCCCAACGAUGGCGACUAUCGUGCAUAGUGCUCAUAUGGAUAUCUUCCAGAAUCUUGCCGUGGACCUAGACAACGAAGGUCGUUAUCUGUUUUUGAAUGCCAUUGCUAACCAAUUGCGAUAUCCAAACAGUCAUACGCACUACUUCAGCUGUGCGAUUUUAUACCUUUUCGUUGAAGCCAACUCCGAGGCAAUUCAGGAACAAAUCACUCGAGUUCUUCUGGAACGACUGAUUGUGAAUCGUCCGCAUCCAUGGGGUCUUCUCAUUACGUUUAUCGAACUGAUCAAAAAUCCAGCGUACAAGUUCUGGGACCACGAUUUCGUCCAUUGUGCACCGGAAAUUGAAAAAUUGUUCGAAUCAGUGGCCAAUUCGUGUAUGGUUGUCAAAUCUAAGAGCCAACAGCAAAUGCCGAAUGUCGAGUCGGAGAUAGCGGAAUGCAAUUAGGAUCCUUCGAGCAGGAUAGGGUUUUCAAUUCUUACGAAUCAGUAGCACUAUUGUUAAGGAUAAGUGAAAAGGGCUAAACUUGCUUUUGAAUACAGUUCAUUAAAAAAAACAUUGCUGUCGCGCUUAAAGACUUGUGUUGCAACAUAUCAGCAAGAUUUAUUAAUGUUUUGAUAACGACAGAAAACAGCGAAAACUUUUUUUUAUUGAUUAAAGAAUGUUUCCGUUCAAAUAACUUUUCAGUCUUUGAAACAUCAUUGUCCUGUAAAUAGGAUUAGUCGCUUUGUAGUGGUGUUUAUUUUUUUUGAAGCGUAUUGAGUCAAUCUUUGUAUUAUAUUGAACACAAUGUCAUCAAUGCCCUCAACUAUUUUACAUCGUAAGUACAUACCAAGUGGUCCAACUCAAGAAGCAACUUGUAACAGUAUAUUAAUGAAACAAAGCACGUUUUUUUAUAUAUCGGUUGGUAGUGUGAUACAAUCGUAUAAGAGUUAAAAACUCCGAAAUAAAUGUCACAAAUCAAUGUGCUUUAUUCAAAUAGUGAAUAUGUUUGGAAAAUCCAACGCGAUAGGAAUGAAUUUAGUUGUGACUUAGAACUUAGAUGUCAGUAGAUGUCCGUUAUUGCUAAUUCGUACUGUAAUUAUAGUAAUGUAAUCAAUUAUUCGUCAAUAAACAAAAGAAAAUUA
Messenger RNA from Malaya genurostris, 8394 nucleotides. It is a transcript of the gene Not1, whose product is annotated as CCR4-NOT transcription complex subunit 1. Gene Ontology annotation, molecular function: molecular adaptor activity. Gene Ontology annotation, cellular component: CCR4-NOT core complex; P-body. The transcript has 12 exons. NCBI's taxonomy places the organism in Eukaryota, Metazoa, Arthropoda, Insecta, Diptera, Culicidae. The record is from RefSeq and is a predicted model, not a curated record. Gene Ontology annotation, biological process: nuclear-transcribed mRNA catabolic process, deadenylation-dependent decay. Bases 476 to 7714 code for a protein of 2412 amino acids.